AUGGUCAGCGACAAUAUCAGGAUAAAUUCCUGCUCUGCUGUCAGUAAUCCCGGAGUAUCACCAUCAGCGAUAUCGAUUCCCAAGCAGAGGUCGCAGGACAAUGGUAUUGAAGAGCCCGCCGUUCCUGACUCACCCACAAAGCGAAGCACUUUCAGAGUUGCUGCGAUUCUAGCCGGCCUGAACCUCGCCAUAUUCAUCGCCGCCCUCGAAGGAACAACGAUCGCUCCAGCCAUCGCCAGCAUUAUAUCAGACUUUCACUCAGCGAACGGCUACCAAUGGAUCGGUGGAUCCUACCUGCUGGCAAAUGCCGCCGCAGGACCAAUCUGGGUCACAAUAUCUGACAUCUGGGGCCGCAAACCUGUGAUCCUGACGUCGGUGAUCUUCUUCUUCUGUGCUUCCAUAGUGUGUGCUAAAGCCACGAGCAUCGAGAUGCUCAUCAUCGGUCGAGCAUUUCAGGGAACAGCCGCUGGGGGCAUCCUCAUGCUUGUCCUCAGUAUCCAAUCCGACAUAUUCAAAGUAAUGUGGUGUCUCGCCGGUGGCAUCGGCCCUGUCAUCGGCGGCGCCCUCGCCGAGUACAACUGGCGCUGGAUCUUCUGGAUCAAUCUACCCAUCAGCGGCUGCGCGUUCAUUCUUCUCCUAAUAUUCCUGAAUGUGCACAACCCACGCACAGCCUUCCUCGAGGGCUUCAAGGCCAUCGACUGGCUGGGUAGUCUGUCUAUCAUUGGCCUCACACUCAUGCUACUCCUUGGAUUGGACUUCGGCGGGACGAUCGCGCCGUGGAGCUCGCCGAAAGUGGUAUGUCUGAUUGUGGUGGGCGCGUUGAUGAGCCUAGUAUUUGUGUAUGUGGAGAAGCGUUUUGCGCGGUGUCCUUUAAUGCCGUUGGGCAUAUUCAAGAGUCGAUCGAAUGUGGCGUGCGUGCUUGUUGGCUUUGCGCAUGGGUUUGUAUUCAUCGCAGCCGAAUAUUAUAUCCCACUGCAGCUGCAGAGUACAAAGGAACUUUCGCCGCUACACGCAGGUCUGUUUACGCUGCCGAUUGUUGUAGGCGAGGGCGUAAUGGGCAUUGUGGCAGGCUUCUACAUUCAUUAUACGGGCCGCUAUCUGGAGCUCAUCUACGCCGGUUGUACACUGAUGGCUAUUGGCACGGGGAUGUAUAUCUCGCUCGAAGCAGACUCGUCUUUUGGUCUGUUUAUUGGGUCUGAGCUUGUUGGGGGCUUCGGCGCGGGUAUGCUAUUUGCGCCGCCCCUGAUUGCCAUGCAAAACCUUGUUCCGCAGGAGGAUACUGCUACUGCUACCGCGACGUUUGGGUUCUGUCGUGCCAUUGCGACUGCCAUGUCUAUUGUUAUUGGUGGUGUGGUCUUUCAAAAUGGUAUGGAGGCAAGAGUCAAGUAUCUGCUCGCAGAGGGACUACCUUUGUCCCUUGCGGAACAGUAUUCCGGUCAGGAGGCUGCUGCAAACGUGCUGCGCAUUCCAGACAUCGAGAACAUCGAGCAUAAAAACGCAAUCAAAGAGGCUUAUGCAUGGAGCUUGAGCAACAUGUGGAUAAUGUUCACAGUAGUAGCUGUCCUAGGUGUUGUGGCUGGAGCGUCUGAAAAGAAAAGCGGAAAUGAUACCAUUAACAACUGA
Messenger RNA from Pseudovirgaria hyperparasitica, 1623 nucleotides. Its product is annotated as MFS drug transporter. Gene Ontology annotation, molecular function: transmembrane transporter activity. The coding region runs from base 1 to 1623 and encodes 540 amino acids. The transcript has 4 exons. The record is from RefSeq and is a predicted model, not a curated record. Gene Ontology annotation, biological process: transmembrane transport. NCBI's taxonomy places the organism in Eukaryota, Fungi, Ascomycota, Dothideomycetes, Acrospermales, Acrospermaceae.